AUGUCUAGGUCUGAAGGGACGGCGUGGUUGCCUGCUGCUGCCCCAAAAAGGAAGUCUGCACGACGGCGCAUCAGUAACGAUUCUUUAGGAAGCGCGUCCACCCGAGUAAUUCCCUCACCAAGCGCUUCACCAAAGGUAUCCAUUAGCGCUAGGUUGGCGUCCAGCCCUAGGGCCAGUUCAGGAUCUGAUGCCAAAGGCCAAAGUCCUGAAGACUGGCUGUCCCGAGAUGUAGAAGGAAGUUCCCCAAAAGCAGAAGAGCAGGGACCCCCAGGGGGACAAUCCUUGCAUAAUAGCCCAAUACGCAUGGGGCUAACAGACUGUCCAGAAGACGCCUCAACAAGUGAAGCAGCAGUACAUACAGGGGCAUCAUUUGAAUCCGAUGAUGGUGGGGCGGCGGGAUAUAACUCAUCUAAAGUUGCCGAGCAGGGUGCACACAAACUGGCAUCUGAUCAACAACUGCUGCAACAGGAAAGUUUAGCGAGGGACGGGGCGCAGCAGGAGGAAAAUGUGGUGGACUCAACUACAGGUGCCGAGCAGGAUGCAGGCAAACUGGCAUCUGAUCAACAACUGCUGCAAGAGGAGACUUUAGAGAGAGAAGGGGAGCAGCAGGAGGAAAAUGUGGUAGACUCAUCUACGGAUGCCGAGCAGGGUGGAGCCAAACUGGCAUCUGAGCAAGAACUGCUGCAAGAGGAGACUUUGGUGAGAGGAGAGGGCACUUUGGUGAGAGACGGGGCUCAGUCGGAGGAAAGUGUAGUAGACUCGUCUAUGGGUGCCGACUCGACUAUGGAUGCCGAGCAGGGUACAGCCAAAAUGGCAUCGGUUCAAGAACUGCUGCAAGAGGAGACUUUAGUGAGAGAAGGGGCGCAGCAGGCGGAAGAACGGGUAGAUGAUGUUGGUGAUGUUUUACAGCCCUCAACAUCUGCAGGUCAAAUGGUGGCAAAUGUGAUUUCAGAAGAGGAACUGGCUGCAGAAGGGAGGGACAGUUUUCAUCCUUUUGUGCGACUCCCCAAAGUAAGUCCCAAAAAUGUCACGAAAACCUUCGAUGGCUUUGGUGCUUUUGUAAGCAAGAUCCCUAAGGGCGGUCCAAUGUCAAAUUUCCUUUCGAUGCGCGAGUUAUUUGCCAAGCCUUCGUUAAACGCCAAAGAUGUACAGCAGCUGAUGGCUGACUGCACAGGCUUGGUCGCCUAUGCGUGCAAGAAGCUAGCCGGUCCCCCUUCUAGGACGAAUGCGUUCUACAUUGUUAGAAAGCUGGCGUCAAUGGUCAUGGUUUUUGACUACGUGGUGAGUACGCUGGUGCUCCUAGGGAAGAAAAUGGAUGCCAAAAUCUGGUGGUCAGAUUUCGUUGGACGGUUCCAUACGGAUUUUAAUUUUGAACCAAGGACUAACACGCAGCGUGUCACCGAAGGUAUAGUUGAGCUUAUCCAGCAGUUAAGUGCCGCACUGACUAUCUACAAGACGGGAAAGCGUCCAUCAAAUGGAACUGUAAUUCAAUUGAAGAGGGAUAUCCUCUCCAACCUGAGAAACAGCUGCAUUUUUGAGAAUCCCUCGUGGAUUCUCUGGGAAGAGGAUGACUCUCGCUUCAAACAAACUAGUGCAAGUUCUAAAAAGUGA
Molecule: messenger RNA, 1611 nt
Organism: Eimeria maxima
Lineage: Eukaryota; Apicomplexa; Conoidasida; Eucoccidiorida; Eimeriidae
Exons: 1
Coding region: 1-1611 (536 amino acids)
Source: RefSeq, a predicted model, not a curated record